Amphimedon queenslandica is the source of this 3511-nucleotide messenger RNA. Its product is annotated as NACHT, LRR and PYD domains-containing protein 3-like. Gene Ontology annotation, molecular function: protein binding. NCBI's taxonomy places the organism in Eukaryota, Metazoa, Porifera, Demospongiae, Haplosclerida, Niphatidae. The transcript has 5 exons. The record is from RefSeq and is a predicted model, not a curated record. Bases 259 to 3288 code for a protein of 1009 amino acids.
AUAGUAUAGUGACCAAUUAUUAAGGAUGCAUUUACUAAAAUUAAUAUAGUAAAGAAGCAUUAACAUUAGCUAUUCAUAUCUGCAAAUAUUUGAACAAUGACAUCAGUUAUUACAAGUGGGAGUGAUAGCUAUUUAUGUGACACUAUAGUAACAAUGAAUCACAAUGACAGUGCAUGUGCUGACAAUACACUUUCAGUGUUCCCUGCAUUGGCUAAUCUAUUCUGGUUACUUGCUUCUGUAGACUUCACUUGAAUCAAUAUGUCCAAAAAUUCUCAAGUCGGAAGAGAAAAACAAAUUCAAAAAAAGCCUGGUGGGGUCACAGAGAAAGGACAACAUAAUGAUCUACAUGGACAUUUGAAACUGAAAUAUCCAUCACAGUUAUUUGCUUAUUUCUACAGUGAACUGGUUUCUACUCUCAUCAAAGAUUGUGAUCUUUUAGUUUCUCUUACUGAUUCUGUUACUGACAACAUACUGAGGCACCCAGUUGACAAAGAAAAGAUAAGGCGACAUUCACGUUCCAUUAUUGGAUGCAAAAUGCUUGCAAGUGCAGUUUUGAUGUAUCUUCACAAAUCAAGAUACCCUGAUCAUGUCUUAUGUAAUCUUUUGUUUAUAUUUGAAAGCAAUGAAAAAUUGAUGCCUUUAGUGGGCAACAUGAGAAAAAAAGCUACACAAUUUGAUAUUGAGCUUAAAGAAAUAUGUGAUGUUCAGUUAGAUCUAUUGUUAUCAGAAGCUCGUGAAAGCCAGCCAGCUGCCAAAUGUAUUCAAAAGUUUCAAAGCAGUUUCCAGUUGCCUCCUGACCCAAAAUGCUCUUUAAUGGUAUCUCAGGGUGUGCAAGAGUUCAUACCAUUAGAUAAAGCCUCACUUAAAGGUGAAAGUCCAAUAGGUCAGACGUCACGACUGUAUAUCAAUGAGCUCUGCAAUGUGCCACCUUCCUCCUGGAUACUAAUAGAAGGUGUAUCUGGCAUUGGAAAAUCUACAUUAGCCUAUGAAAUGCUUAAGCAGUGGAAGGAUGGCACUGCUUUGCAGCAAUAUUCGUAUGUUUUAUUGUUACGUCUUCGUAAUGAAAAUGUGCAUCAACAAUGGUCACCAUCACCUGAUGUGCCACAAUUAAUUGAAGAUUGCUUAAAUGAGCAAUAUAUUGAGCCACCAGAAAUAAAAAGCAUAUUAGAUAACAAGGGCCACAAUUUGCUCUUAAUUUUGGAAGGCUAUGACGAACUUCCAAAAGGAAAGUUUAAGUUUCAAAUGGAAGUAUUUCGUCAGUUAAAAAGUGAUUUUCAUAAUGCUGUAGUUGCUAUUACGAUUCAUCCUUCAUUUUUGUACCAGCUCUCCGAAAACAUAUUAUUUACAAAAGAAAUUGAAAUACUGGGUUUCAAUAAGUCUAGCCAGAAUCGAUAUAUUGAAAUAGCUUUUAAAAAUGACAAAAAUAAAAUUGAAGAGUUUACAGAAAGCAUAAAAAGCUGUCCUAUUAUUAAACAAUACCUCAAUGUUCCCCUACACUUAGCCAUAAUGAUCGAAAUAGCUUCUAGCAGUUCACAAAAACCACUGCCACAAACAAUAACAGAAUUAUACAAGUCAUUUGUGAUGAUUUUAAUUUGCCGACAAUCAAAAAUUGAUAUACUGGAUGAUUUAGAUAGCCUACCUCUAAGUGAGAAAAGUAUCUUUCAAAAAAUCUGUGAAUUAGCACUUGAGGAUCAAAUAGUUUUCGACUGCGAUGAUUCAAACACUCUUGGCUUAAUGAAGAGAGAAUUCAAAAUUGAAGGCAAGGAUGUCUGUAUGAAAAGUUCCUCUUUUCUUCAUUCAACCAUAAAAAAAUUUUUAGCUGCUUAUCAAAUGCAAACGGAAGAGAAGAAGGUUUUUAAAAGUUACCGAAAUAAUCGACAAUUUUCAACCACCAUGCACUUCUUGGCUGGGCUGACAGAGCUUCAAGAAAGCUUUGACACUAUCAAGUUCUUGGGUGAACAUAUAUUUCACCUUGAUCAAUUUCAUCAUUUAAUGGAGUUGAAGAAUGAUGCUUCAGUUUCUAAAGUGUUGAAUAAAAAUAAAAUGAUUGAAGUGUCACGUAUUUCAAGAGCUAUUACACUGCAGGAUUUCUAUGUAUUGGGAAGAUGCUUUGGUCUUUCUUCAUGUUCCUGGAAGCUUGGUUUUACAAUACGUGGCUUAUCAAGUGAGCAUAUAAAGAUGUUUGUAUCUGGUUUUAAUGAUGUAAUGCCACAAUCACAACAGCAACAGCAUCCAAGUCUUGAGCAUGUUGUUUUUUCUCUUAAUCCAAUUGGUAAUGAAGGACUAGCUACCUUCCUUAGUUUACCACCAUCAAUUUUAUGUACAAUCUCUGAAUUUUUUUUACGAGCUGCAUUAAUGAAAAAUGGUUGCUUCAAAAGUAAUUGCUUAAAAAAAUUUGAGCAAUUAGAUGCAUUAAAAAUUUUUCUGUUUCAUGACAAUGAGUUUAAUAAAGGUGAGCAGCAACAGCUAAUUGAUGUUCUCUGUACAUUGAAACACCUCGAAAAAGUUUCUUUUUCCAACCUCAGUCCUCAAGAAUGCUUCACGCUUUUAUCACAAUCUCAUUUAACUGAACUGGAGCUAUAUGAACUUUCUCUCGAAUCAGUCGAAGAGUUGUUAAUCUCAUUAACUCAAUGCAUGACACUUGAAUGCAUUGAGUUAUAUCAAAGCCCAAUAACAAAAGAAACUGUAGAGAGAAGUCUUCAACAUUCUUUGCCUCACUGUACACUCAAGGAAUUGAAACUGAUCAAUUGUGAAAUUGAUUCUAAAACCGCCAACUUAAUUAUUGAUGCAGCUACGCAUAGUCCAACUCUCCAAGUUAUUGAUCUAAGUGACAAUGUCAUUGAUGAUAAAGGAGGUUGUUACAUUGCCAGCAAAUUGGAAGAGCUUCUAGUCUCAAGACCAAGACCAUCCCCCAGGCUACAAUUAGCUGGCGAAACUAGAGAGCUUCAUAAUUCAGCAGAAAAUAUUUUACAGCUAUUCUUGCAGCAUAACUUCUUUGCCAAGAAGUCUAUUGAAGAGUUCACAGGCAAGCUAACCCAGUUACCUUAUGCCUUUACCAUACACCUCUCACUGCAAUGGAAGGAUUACGUUGAAACCAAAUUGAGACAUGUUGAAGAAUUGCUACUAAUAAAUGUUCAAAAUGAUAAUUUAGUUCUACAAACUAGACAGCAGCCACAGCAUACAUAUAGCACCCAAGCACCUAGUGCCACCAAUGGUACUGAUAAGGAUGAUACAGGGUCUGGUUGGAUUGAAGUCAAAAAUCCUAGAAGAGGUCGUCCCCAUAAAUGAACAAUAAUUACUGGUUUAAUAACACUGCCUUCCUUUGUUUGUUUCCUUUUAUGAAGUGCUUCAUUUUGACAAUUUUGUUUAUGUGAUUGUUAUUUGUGUUUAGUAGUUUUAGUUAUGACUGUUAUAAAAAAACUUUUAACACUAUAAAAAUUUCGUAAGUAAUAACAUAUUGGGUCUAGUUUGCUUAACCACCUCAUCAAAAAUCUCUGUUUUUCUCUGGCAA